This is a messenger RNA of Theobroma cacao (cacao), 2215 nucleotides long. RefSeq lists its product as uncharacterized. Gene Ontology annotation, molecular function: DNA-binding transcription factor activity. The record is from RefSeq and is a predicted model, not a curated record. Lineage: Eukaryota; Viridiplantae; Streptophyta; Magnoliopsida; Malvales; Malvaceae.
AGAGAAAGCUGAAAGAGAGGGAGAGGGAGAGGAAGAGAGGGUGUAGGAAUGAAAAGAGGAAGAGUGGAGCGAGGAUAUGGGCGAGAAAUGAGAGAGAAAAAUAUAUUCAUAGUAAGCUAAAGAUUUGCAUAGUUUUGAAUUUAGAGAAAAGGAAAAGAGAAAACAAAUGACCAUACAUAAAGGUUUUUAGUAUAUAUUUGAUCUGUCUCUCAGACAAACUAGGCUUUUGAGAAAAACUCUGAAACCUCUCGGAUAUAGUGAUCUUCCCUUUCCACUAUUUUAGCUGAAAACUUGGCUAGGCUUUUGGGUUUGUUCUCUUGACUUCCAAAAUCUGCGAGAUUUUGGGUAUCUUUUUUCUAAACUUUGUUGGUUCCUUCUUGUAUACUUUCUCUAGAUUUUCCACUUGUUAUCCUUAAUAUUUUGAUUUCAAAAUCCUUGUUUCUUGAUUUCAAAGAUCUCUUCUUCUUCUCUCUCUGUCUCUAAAUCUCUUUAAAAACAAAUGAAAACUACCAGCAGAAAGUGUUAUAUAUAAAUAGUAACAUGCAUGAGAACCAGGAAUUCUAAACAUCUUGUAUAUGACAAAGUUUUAGGAUUUGGGUGUUUCUCUAAAGCUUUAUAUCUUGGGUUUUCUCUACAAAUUUGUAGUUUUGAAACUUUUGUGUGAGUGUGUCUGUGUAUAUAUAUAUGGAAGGCAAGCAGAAUGGCUCAAGAAGAUCAAUCCCAAAGGUGUAGCAAUAGUAAUACUAGCAGUGGUGGUGGGUUUGGAAACAGUGUUGGCAGAUCUUCCAAAAAGCAAAAGCCUAAAAAGGUUCCACAAAGAGGACUUGGUGUGGCACAGCUUGAGAAGAUAAGACUAGAAGAACAACAAAAGAAAGAUGCAGCGGUAGCUGCUGCAGCUGGGAUUUUGCCAUCACCGUCAUCGUCUGUUAUAUCGCAACCAACUCAUCAUAAAUCAUCAUCCUAUCUUUCUUUGCCAAUCCCGAGUAAUUUCCAUCCUUCAAAUCAAUCUUCUUAUUCUUCUUCUUCUUCUUCAAUUCCGUUUCCUGCUGAUCUUUCACCACCAAAUUUAAUCUUUAGGCCACCUUUGUCUGUUCAAAAUGCUGAUGUUGUCAGUGCAAACACUGUUCCAUUGACCACUGGUUCUUCUCCAGGGUGGCAUCCUGGUGCAGGAGUAGUACUUCCAGGGAAUGGCAGUGUUAAUAGUGGCCAUAAAUUGUGGAGUUCUCGUGAGUAUAGCAUUGAAAAGGAGUGUUCUGGGUUGGAUCCAGGAUUGGCUUUCAGGACAAAUUUGAGUUUGCCUUAUGAAUCUGAACCCAUCUGGCCUCCUCCUAGUUUGAUGCAAAGGGCACAACCAUUUCAACAACCUUCUUCUUCAAUGGUGAAUUUGUCGUCAAGAACGUCAUCAACAUCCGUACUGAAUUAUCAGAUGGAGCCCCCUUCAAACCAAAGCUAUUAUGGAAAUUGUACACCUUUAUUGCCGGAAGAGGAGAAGAUGGUUGGCAUGAAGAGAUCAUAUCCCUUCUCUCUAGACAAUGCUCCAGGCCCCCCUCUCCACGGCAAAUAUCCUCCCAUUGUUCAUCCCAUCAAUGGACAUGUUGAAGCAGCUUCAAGUAGCAACGGCAGCACAUUCAAUUUCGAACCCGGCACCCCAAAUUUCAGGGAAGGGCCUUCAUGUUCAACCUCGAAUUUUGAGUCAAAGUCCAAGAGGAGUAUCAGACAGAAUGGUGCCUUUGAUGGAGAUUUCCUCACAUUAGCCCCUCCCACCACAACCACUUCAAUGUGUUCAAGCUCAAAAUUCAAGCACUCUCCACCCAAUUUAAUCUAUUACAAUUGUGAAUUGCCCGGCCUCGAGUCAUUAGCUUAUCAAGGAAGCUUGGAAGAUUCAAUUAUCCGUCAAGGAGGUAGCGGAUUAAGGCAGUAUCGACCUUACUAUAGCUUCUUUCCACCAGCUGCAAUGGUGCAAAUUGACCGAGCAACUACAAUAACCAUGGCCAAUUGUAAUGGUGGAGAAGUAGGAGGACAUGUCGAUCUCAAUUUGAAGCUAUAAAAGCUCUUGUGCCUAUUACUUUUGUAUCUCUAAGGGGGCAAGUUUCUCUUUUCAUGAGACCAUACCUAGAACCUCAUUUUUCUUUCAUUUGACUAUAUCUUAAUACAUAUCCCCCUUGUAUGAUAUGAUUGAGCAUCAAAAAACAAAAAAAAAAAUUUCAAAUUUUAA